Trypanosoma theileri is the source of this 474-nucleotide messenger RNA. RefSeq lists its product as uncharacterized. The record is from RefSeq and is a predicted model, not a curated record. NCBI's taxonomy places the organism in Eukaryota, Euglenozoa, Kinetoplastea, Trypanosomatida, Trypanosomatidae. The annotation marks the transcript as partial. Gene Ontology annotation, cellular component: cytoskeleton. The transcript has a single exon.
CUGGCUGAUGAACUGGAACAGAAGACUGCCGAGAACGAGAAGCUGGCCGAUGAACUGGAGCAGAAGACAGCUGAGAACGAAAAGCUGGCCGAUGAACUGGAACAGAAGACUGCCGAGAACGAGAAGCUGGCCGAUGAACUGGAGCAGAAGACUGCUGAGAACGAGAAGCUUGCAGCUGAGAAUGAGAGGCUUUUGGCGGAGAUCGAUAGACUGAAUGACGAGCUGCAACAGAAGAUGGCUGAAAUUGAGAGGCUCACUGCUGAGAACGAGAAACUGGCCGAUGAACUGGAACAGAAGACUGCUGAGAACGAGAAGCUGGCUGAUGAACUGGAGCAGAAGACAGCUGAGAACGAGAAACUUGCAGCUGAGAACGAAAAGCUGGCCGAUGAACUGGAGCAGAAGACUGCUGAGAACGAGAAGCUGGCCGAAGAACUGGAACAGAAGACUGCUGAGAACGAGAAACUUGCAGCUGAG